GAGGGUACAUUGUGUGUGAUAGAUCUGCUAUGAAAGCUAAUGUAGUUUAUGUGCUCCAGUGAUAAUAUUUAGAACUGAGAAAGUGAUACUGGAUUCAACUGUGUAAUAGAAAUUAAACUUGUUUUUCUUAGUAUGGCAUCCAGUAAUAAAUAUAAACCAUUAGGUUAGCAAAGAGACUCAAACCUAUGCCAUGAGAGCUAGGUUGAAGUAACUGGGAACAUAGGGCCAACAAAAGAGAAGACUUGGUAGAUACUAUACCUGUCAUCUGGGAGGGAAAUUGGAGAUUUUCUGGUGGUGUCCAUGGCAGAGCCAGGGCCAACGGAUGGAAUUUAUAGUGAUAAAGAUGCCAAGUCAGAGCCAUUAAAAAAUUGGAUGGACUGUCUUGUAUAGAGACUUGUAGUUCUUGGCAGUGUUUAAGACUAGCUGAUGAGGGUGUGCAGAAAGAAUUCCUCCAUCUCAUGGCUUUUCAGGGUUCUACUAACCCUGACAUUCCAUGAGUAAAUCCAUUCAGCUGUUUCUUGUCUCUUCUACCUGGUGGCUCCCAUGGCAGCUGAAGGAGGAGAUAGCUGAUAAGCUGUGUGGGUUUCACAGGAGUCUGGUUUCAUUAAGUCGGGAUGUGUGUACAGCACUGGUUUACAAGAUUGUCAAAAGGACCUCCCUUUCAACACAAUGACUGAUGGUGUCUCUGACAUUGUUGUUGUCUUCCUAGGUGACUUUAGGGCGAGGAUUUGGUGUGACAUACCAACUGGUAUCCAAAAUCUGUCCUCUGAUGAUUUCCCGAAACCACUGUGUUUUGAAGCAGAACAUGGAGGGCCAGUGGACAAUUAUGGACAACAAGGGUUUUCCUUCUGAAAAGGCUGAAGGUUUUGCAGCAGCAGGGGAGACAUUCCAUUAAGAGGAGGAAAAUCAUGAAGCUUAUUUCGUCUUUCUUUCCCUUUUCCCAGAGUCUGAAUGGCGUUUGGCUGAACAGAGUACGUCUAGAACCUUUAGAGGUCUAUUCUCUCCAUAUAGGAGACCGCAUUCAGCUGGGGGUGCCUCUGGAAAAUAAGGAGAGUGCAGAGUAUGAAUAUGAAGUUACUGAAGAAGACUGGGAGAAGAUGUAUCCGCAUCUUGCCCCAACGAGUGACCAGAUGGAAAAAAAUAAGGGCUUGAGAACUAAAAGGAAAUGUAGUUUGGAUGAAAUAGAGGGUCCUGAAGCAGAAGGCCCCUCACACUUGAAAUUCAAAAUAAGUAAAGUGUCUUGUGAACCUGGUCAAGCACUGAAGUCACAUGGGAAAGGUGAAGUGCCCACUGGACCCUCUGAACAUUUGGAACCUCAGUUGACUUCUCUUGAGCCAAGUGAGAACAUCACAGGGGCUCAUACUUACUCUGGCCCCGCCAAAGUCCUGGCGCUUCAUCAUAAGAAGCAGAAAGCCUCAAACCCAUUAGCAUCUCAGAGCAGGCUAGAGCUAUUCAAGGUGACCAUGUCUAGGAUUCUGAAGCUUAGGACACAGAUGCAGGAAAAACAGGUGGCUGUCCUGAAAGAGAAAAAGCAGACCCAGAAAGGGGACUCAAAGAAUAUUGUACAGAUGGAGCAGGAACUGCAGGAUUUACAGUCCCAGCUUUGUGCAGAGCAGGCCCAGCAGCAGGCCAGAGUGGAGCAGCUGGAGAAGACUUUCAAGGAAGAGCAGCAGUAUCUCCAGGGUUUGGAGAAAGAGCAAGGAGAAGAGGACCUGAAGCAACAGCUGGCCCAGGCUUUGCAGGAGCAUCGGGCUCUAAUGGAGGAGCUAAACCGCAGCAAGAAGGACUUUGAAGCAAUCAUUCAAGCCAAGAACAAAGAAUUGGAGCAGACCAAGGAAGAGAAGGAGAAGGUGCAGGCACAGAAGGAGGAAGUUCUUAGCCACAUGAAUGACGUGCUAGAGAACGAGCUGCAGUGUAUCAUCUGCUCAGAGUACUUCAUUGAGGCUGUCACCUUGAACUGUUCCCACAGUUUCUGUUCCUAUUGUAUCAAUGAAUGGAUGAAGCGGAAGGUAGAAUGCCCCAUUUGUCGGAAGGACAUCAAGUCUAAAACACCCUCCCUGGUUCUGGACAAUUGCAUUAGUAAGAUGGUAGAUAAUCUGAGUUCAGAAGUAAAAGAACGACGAAUUGACCUAAUUAAGAGACGAAAAGAGUUGGCAUCUCUGGUGAGCACCGCCCACCAGCACCACCACCACCACGUUGUACUGAGGGCAAGACCAGUACUUGCUGGCCAAGGCUUGCCCACUAGCCGGAGAGAAGGGCCUAGGGGAGGAACAUGAGCACACGCUAGAGCUUCAAGAGAACAAAGAGACCCUUGUGAAGACUGUGCUGCCAGGCCUUUGAAAGACUGCCAGGCAGUGGAGCUCGGGAUAGUUUGGAGGACUCUCUGUGG
This is a messenger RNA of Miniopterus natalensis, 2389 nucleotides long. RefSeq names its product ring finger protein 8 (gene RNF8). Gene Ontology annotation, cellular component: nucleus; cytosol; site of double-strand break. Lineage: Eukaryota; Metazoa; Chordata; Mammalia; Chiroptera; Miniopteridae. Gene Ontology annotation, molecular function: histone binding; ubiquitin protein ligase activity; metal ion binding. Gene Ontology annotation, biological process: double-strand break repair; ubiquitin-dependent protein catabolic process; protein K48-linked ubiquitination. The record is from RefSeq and is a predicted model, not a curated record.